CCAGCAGGAAGUGUAACCUCAGGGGGAGAGGAGAGGAACGUUUUUGGGGGUCAAAUAAAACCAGCUUCUCGUCCGCAUGACUUUGUCAAAGUUUGGGAAUUGUGUUGCCAAAACCUUGUUGUAACUUCUCCACCGUGAGUCCAGGAUGUCUGCGUCCAUGAGAGCCAGUUCAGCGCCCAGUUCAUCGAGGCCGGAGGGAGAACUGGACACCACAGAGAGCAGAAAUACACAACUUUCUCCUGUCAACAACCACGCCAUCCCAGAUGAGCUGCUGGUCAGCCUCACCUCCACUGUCUGCAGCAAGAGCGCACUCGAGCACGCUGCACACCAUCAGCACUGCAAGGGCUGUGGAAUCAGACGGCCGGAUCCAGUCUGGCAUCACCCGCUCGGACGCAAGAAAUAUAAGUUCUUUCUGGAGCAGCCAACGUCCCUGACUGGAGCCGGCAGGGAUAUUUCGUUCCUGUGUGAUGCUAUGGUAACCCAGAGGAAGACAACACCCCUCCCACCACUGAGUGACAGGAGCGUCAUUGAAGACACGCAGAUCUUGAGUGUCUCAGAAAGUCUGAUCCCGGAAGACUAUCACAUAGUGAAAAACAAAGGGCUGCGGAGCCUUGAGCUCUUUGAGGAUGCCUUCACAGUGCAGCUACAGGAUGAAGCGCAGAAGCUACGGGUCUUCCCUUCGCUGAAGCCCAGUGGCAGACUGGAAGUGAUCCAGCUGAUGAACAUCAUGGAUGACAUGCUGGAGAAGGCCGGAGUGGAUCAAGAGACUGAGGAGCUGACAGAUAUCUCUGAGAUGGAGGGUUUGCUGGAGCUGGUGCAGGUUGAGCAAAACAUCUACAACAUUGUUUUCCAUGAAGUGAUCCGGCAGGUCAGCGUAGGCUGUGCUGAGAGAGGACAGCUGCUCGCCAAACUCAGACAGCGCUACCAGUCCCUGCUCGAGCGACUCCCCAUUCGUCUGAAGGCUCUGCACACUGAGGCAGUGGCGCAGCGCGUUCUGGACCGCCGGCUCACUGAGGAGAUCCACCGCAUCAAGGCGUGCAUCCAGCAGCUCAACAUGGAGCUGUCCAGAAUCAAAGACCAUGAUGCCUUUGUGUCCCGGCAGGCGGAGCGCGCUCACCGGCAGCUGGCUGAGGAGCUCGAGCAGACUAUCACCAGCUCAGAUGUGGUCCAGGGUUACCACGAGCUGUAUGAGAUGCAGAGGGCUCGCCUUGAGGCUCAGCUGCUCCAGAUGACCGAGGAGAAAGACUGUUGGAGCCAGCUCACCUUCCGCCUCGCCCUCAAGGUGAUCAGAGUAAAGAAGCUGCAGCUGGUCAGUCGGCUGCAUAUCAUCGAGCAGAGCUGGUUCAAGACAGCCGAGCACUGCAGCCUCUACAUCGCUUUGAAGGACACAGAGGCCCUGAAUAUCAUCAGGGAGCUUGCUGACUACUGGAAAGAACAGCUGACUGCUAUCAUGUCCCAGCUGAAGGAGACUGAGCAUGCUCAGUGUGAACAGAUCACUGGCAUCCAGCAAGGCAUCGCCGAGUGGCUCACCUUCUGCACCACACAGAACAAGUGUUCACACCCAAAAUAUGAGACGGCUUCAGUGGAAAAGAUUAGCGCUGAUGUGAAGCAGUGGUCAAAUACGUUGGCCCUCCUGUGUGACUGCUACCAAGGUGAGACGCUGCUUUGUUGCCAGCAAACGCUGGGCGAGAUCGGCCGUGUCCAGGACAGAUGGCUGAAUAUGAGCUUUGAGCUGUUUAGAAGACACCCUUUUCCUGACGGGGAACCCUGUGGAGGCCAACAGGCCCAAAGAGAGCUUGACCAGGUCCUAUCUGAGCUCCUCAAACAGCUGGACACCCAAGUCAGUGGAGAGAAUGGGAUCCACGGACAGAUCAUUUCGCUAUUCGGGUUGAUGGAGCCCUGGGUUUCAAGGCUCGGUGCAGCGAUUCGCCGGCCAAAACUGAUGUCUGUCUCUGACUGGCUGAAGCUGGAGAAGGAACUGAGCAAUUGGCAGGAUUUGGCUGAAAAAGCUCUUCAGAAUGUCUCCAACAUGCAGACAGAGAACGAAAAGGACAAAGACAAGCCUGACAUAUAUACAGAGACAAAAAAGGUGUCAGACAAAGUACAGGAGUUCAUUACCAGCCUGUCCAGCUUCACUGAUGGUGAGAACCAGAAACUCAGUGAGAAGGUCACUGCUAUUCACAUGGCUCAGACCCGCUGGAUGUUGGAUCUGUUGCUCCUCAUGGUACCUGACCAUAGCGAGGAGCACAACCACAAAGAACAGGAACACCACUACACUGCAAACGUCUCACUGCAGACACUGAAUGAGGAUGCCAAGAUGCUGGCUGAGAAACUGGACUUUUUUUCCAUGUACAUCAGCAGCUCUUGCAAACUGAUUCUGGAGGAGCAGAUUCAGGACAACGUAUAUGAAGUUGAGAGUGAAAAUGAGAUGAAUGAGUGCAGAAAGCUGCAGAGGGAGUGCACUGAUUGGGUGGAGUCCUGUAUAAUCCUGCUCUCAGGAUUGACAGGUGGUCCUGUGGAUCUGCCGGUCCGACAGGCUGAGCCUGCCUCCAGCAGUGAUGAGCCGGUCUCUCCAGCAGAAAGCAUGGAGUCUCUGGUGAAUCAAGAGGUUUCAGCGGAGCCUGUAGCAGACAUUGAGGUCAAAGAUGAGACUGAUGCAGAGCCGAGAGAGUACACUGCUGAAGGACACGACACACAACAAGAGGGGGAGCUAACGGUCUGUGAGAGCCCAGUGGUGAAGCUGAUCAACUAUGAUGGAAACAUUACACAAAGAAAGCUGGGAGAGAGCAGUGUCCACCUGAAUGGGACUGAGGAACUGGUUGUGUCUCCAGCGACAGAUGAAGCCCAGAAAGCGUUUAGUGAUCUGACCACAGUAGGAUUACUGCAGCAGGAUCUGCAUGAUUCAGAGCUGCGGGGCCAGAGUGCCGAGCAGCGAGCUCUGAAGGCUGAGGAAGCACUGCAGGCAGCGUUGGAGAAAAUCCAGGACUUGGAGAGACAACGGCAGGGUUGGCCGAGUCUGGAGCCCAAAAGUAGUGAAGAGAAAAACAGAACAUCACCACCUCCCCCCUCACCAGUAACAACCCCAGCACCUCCAAAGAAAACCAAACCAUCAAGCAGCACCAAAAAGACCAAGAAACGGUUAUCUGCCGUGUGACCAGGAAGUGUUACAACGUUAUAUGUAUGUCCCAUCACAGUCCAUCAAACCAGUAAAUGAAAAGCA
Messenger RNA from Sebastes umbrosus (honeycomb rockfish), 3220 nucleotides. It is a transcript of the gene axdnd1, whose product is annotated as axonemal dynein light chain domain containing 1. Bases 146 to 3154 code for a protein of 1002 amino acids. Lineage: Eukaryota; Metazoa; Chordata; Actinopteri; Perciformes; Sebastidae. The transcript has 26 exons. The record is from RefSeq and is a predicted model, not a curated record.